AUGUCGCCACCCCCCGAGGCUGAGCUCAGCACUCUGAAAAUGAAGGAGGAGUCGCUCGCACUGGGCAGUUCAUUCAGCAUGCGCGAACCAGACUACGAGCAAGACGCCCCGCCGCGCUAUUGGGAUCGCAUUGUCGAUGGCUUCAAACGGGAGCACAACUCGGCCCUCUUCUCCAACGACCCGCUUGGCAACCCCGAAGGCCGUCUCGAGAGCGGUCGCGUCCACAACGGCGCUCACUACUAUGACCUGCACCUCGCCAACCUCGAGACAGCGAACGCCGGUCUGGCUAGGAAGCUAAAAGGGAGACAUCUACAAAUGAUUGCCAUCGGAGGUUCCAUUGGUACCGGUUUGUUUGUUGCAUCUGGCAAAGCGUUGGAAACGGGAGGCCCAGCAUCAUUGCUCCUGGCCUUUUCGAUUGUCGGCACCAUGCUGUUCUGCACAUGCCAGGCCCUGGGAGAACUCGCUGUUCUUUUCCCCAUUGCCGGUUCCUUUUCGUCAUGGGCGACUCGCUUUCUGGACCCGUCGUGGGGUUUCGCCGUUGGUUGGAACUACGCUAUGCAAUGGCUAAUCGUAUUACCAUUGGAAAUCAUCGCCGCGUCGCUUACUCUCUCUUACUGGGACGAAUCACUUACUCGUGCCAUAUUCGUUAGCAUCUUUCUCUUCAUCAUUAUUUUUAUCAACAUGUUUGGCGUCAAGGGCUAUGGUGAAGCCGAGUUCAUCUUCUCCAUCAUCAAGGUUGUUGCUGUCAUUGGCUUCAUCCUGCUAGGAAUCGUCCUCAACUGCGGUGGUACCCCUGACGGCGGUUACAUUGGUGGCCAGUAUUGGCAAGACCCAGGCGCUUUCCACAACGGCUUCAAAGGGCUAUGCAGCGUCUUCGUCACUGCGGCGUUUGCCUUCGCUGGCACCGAGCUCGUCGGUCUCGCAGCGGCUGAGACGGCCAACCCUAGAAAGUCGUUGCCCACAGCACUGAAGCAGGUGUUUUGGAGAAUUACCCUUUUCUAUAUCGUCGCGUUGACGCUAGUUGGGUUGCUCGUACCGUACAACGAUCCGCUGCUCCUCGGCGGUGAGAGUGAUGCAGACGCCAAGGCAUCACCCUUUGUCAUCGCCAUCGAGGAGGCCGGCAUACAGGUCCUACCGUCCGUUAUGAACGCGGUUAUUUUAGUUGCCGUUUUGUCCGUCGGAAACUCCGCAGUCUUCGGUUCCUCAAGAACCCUCGCCGCCCUCGCGAACUUGAACCAAGCACCCAAGAUCUUUGCCUACAUCGAUCGCAAGGGCCGUCCCCUUGUUGCCAUCGGCACCGCUGCAUGUGUCGGCCUUAUUGCGUUUCUCGCCGAUCUCCCCGAGCAAGGCGCCAUCCUGGACUGGCUCCUCGCCAUCUCUGGCAUCUCCACCGUCGUCACCUGGGGCUCCAUUUGUGUCUGUCACAUCCGAUUCCGCCAUGCUUGGGCCGCUCGAGGCCGCACCCCUGACGAGCUUCCUUUCCAAUCUCAAGUCGGUAUCUGGGGCUCGUACGUGGGCAUUACCCUUAACGUCCUAGUCCUCGUCGCGCACUUCUGGGUCGGCGCAUUUCCCAUUGGUUAUGAACAUAUGACCAGCGCCCACAUCGCCAAAGAAUUCUUCCUCAAAUGGGUAGGCGCCCCCUUCGUCCUCUUCUUCUACGGCGGCCACAAGCUCUACUACCGCACCACGUACGUGACCCUCAACGACAUGGACAUCGACACAGGUCGCCGCGACUUUAACGUCCCCAUCCUAGUUGCCCAGGAGCGCGAGGAGCGCGAGACCUGGCCCCGCUGGAAGAGGUUCUACAAGUUCCUGUGCUAA
Molecule: messenger RNA, 1821 nt
Organism: Ilyonectria robusta
Lineage: Eukaryota; Fungi; Ascomycota; Sordariomycetes; Hypocreales; Nectriaceae
Product: amino acid permease-domain-containing protein
Exons: 4
Coding region: 1-1821 (606 amino acids)
Biological process (GO): amino acid transmembrane transport
Cellular component (GO): membrane
Molecular function (GO): amino acid transmembrane transporter activity
Source: RefSeq, a predicted model, not a curated record